UUUUGAAAUAUUUCUCAGUCGUUGUCGGGAAGCGCAAAAGUGUCACCGCACCACUAAAUCGAAGACGAAACCCUAGAGGGAGGAGAUUCUUAUCCCGAUGGCGGCGGACGAUCGGCGGAACGGCGAUUUGACGAAUCACAACCACCGCGACCCGAAGAAGCCGCGCCUCUCCGAGUUCCUAACCGAGUCAGACAUCCGCUCCGAGUUCGCCCACCACCAGACCGGCGUCGCCAGAGUCAACAACGGCAGCUUCGGUUGCUGUCCGAGCUCCGUCCUCGACGCGCAGCGCGAGUGGCAGCUUCGGUUUCUCCGCCAGCCGGACGAGUUCUACUUCAACGGCCUCCGCCGCGGACUGCUCGCGUCGCGAACCGUGAUCAGUAGCCUAAUCAACGCCGACGACGUCGACGAGGUGUCGCUGGUCGAUAACGCCACCACGGCGGCGGCGAUUGUGCUUCAGAGAGUUGGGAGGUGUUUCUCGGAAGGGAAGUAUCAGAAGGAGGACACUGUGGUGAUGUUUCACUGCGCGUUUCAGAGCGUGAAGAAGUCGAUUCAGGCUUACGUCACGCGCGUGGGGGGGUCCACCGUUGAGGUUAGGUUGCCUUUCCCUGUGAGUUCGAACGAUGAGAUCGUCUCCGCGUUUAGAGAAGGGUUAAAGAAAGGUAGAGCGAACGGUAGAGCGGUUAGGUUAGCUAUCAUUGAUCAUAUAACGUCGAUGCCGUGCGUUUUGAUGCCGGUGCGAGAGUUGGUUAAUGUCUGCAGAGAGGAAGGUGUGGAGGAGGUUUUUGUCGACGCGGCACAUGCCAUUGGGAGUGUUAAAGUUGAUGUUAAAGAGAUUGGUGCUGAUUACUAUGUGAGCAAUCUGCAUAAAUGGUUCUUUUGUCCGCCUUCUAUCGCAUUUUUCUACUGCAAGAAACGGAGUUCUGAGCUUGAUGUGCAUCACCCUGUGGUGUCUCAUGAGUUUGGGAAUGGUUUGGCUAUAGAGAGUGCUUGGAUUGGGACUAGGGAUUACAGCUCGCAGCUUGUGGUUCCGUCUGUGAUGGAGUUUGUGAAGAGGUUCGAGGGAGGGAUCGAUGGGAUAAUGGAGAGGAACCAUGAUGAAGCUGUGAGAAUGGGGUUGAUGCUGUGUAAUGCUUGGGGGACAAAUCUUGGGUCGCCUCCUGAAAUGUGUGUUGGGAUGGUUAUGAUCGGUUUGCCUUCAAAACUCUGUGUUGAAAGCGAUGAGGAUGCUGUUAAGCUGCGGUCGUAUCUGCGGGUGCAUCGUUUAGUGGAGGUUCCGGUUUAUUUUCUUGGGUUGAGGGAUGGCGAGGAAGGAGUGAGAGACAAAGACAGUGGGGUUAUCACUGCGUACGUUCGGAUAUCUCGUCAGGUUUAUAACGAAACAGAGGAUUACGAGAGACUGAGAGACGCAAUAACAGAGUUAGUCAAGGAUCAGAUGACUUGUCAAAACCUUCCUCCCGUGUAGUAAGCCAGAUAGUUUGGUAUAUUCCGGUGUAACAAUAAGGCUUUAGAGGAGGAGGAGCCACAGACACUAGCCAAGGUCCCGGAGGUAACUUUAUUGUUGAUGAGCUUGUGGUUGAGCGGCGUGCAAUGGAAGAAGAGGCUCUAACCUUGAGGAGGCUUUUUAAUGUGCUUUUAACGGUUAACACCUUUUGUAUAAUUAUUGUGCAAUAAAGUCAAUGUUCAUUAGAUAUUCUUCCUUCAAAAUAUGUAUUCCAUUCCGACAAUUUUUCGUUAUUUAAGACAUUUUAUCCAAUA
This is a messenger RNA of Brassica napus (rape), 1755 nucleotides long. Its product is annotated as L-cysteine desulfhydrase. NCBI's taxonomy places the organism in Eukaryota, Viridiplantae, Streptophyta, Magnoliopsida, Brassicales, Brassicaceae. The coding region runs from base 98 to 1462 and encodes 454 amino acids. The transcript has 2 exons. The record is from RefSeq and is a predicted model, not a curated record.